Didymodactylos carnosus is the source of this 1035-nucleotide messenger RNA. The record is from the annotation of a GenBank genome assembly. Lineage: Eukaryota; Metazoa; Rotifera; Eurotatoria; Philodinida; Philodinidae.
AUGAGCAAUGUGAGUGAGUUUUACGUGGCAUGUCGUAAUGGAGAUUUGACCAAGUUCAACCAAAUUGUGUCCACAUUGAGCACCGACGAGCUCAAUCGACUCGAACCUAACGGCAGUACAGCGCUGCAUGCGGCUUCAUUUUACGGUCAUUCACAAAUUGUACGUCAUCUGCUUAAGCGAGAAGACAUUUUACUUUCUAUUCGAAACAGAUACAAUAAAACGCCUUGUGAAGAGGCUCGAACGUCCGAGAUCGAGCAAUUAUUCAACCGCUCGUCAGCCAGUGCUCGAAAUCGUUUUAUUGAAGAUACAUCCGAACCAGUGUGGACAUUUUGCGGUAAACACGCCGACCUUAUCGCACAAAACAAUUACGCUGAUAUGUAUCUAUGCGAUCUUGAUACAACGAUUAGUGAGCUUAAUUGGGCUACGCGCAAAGUAAGCGCUCAAUACGUUAAUUGCGUUAAGUACUUUCUUAAAAAACUACAAUGUACACGUGAUGUCACCUAUUUGUUACGUCUCUACACGGCCGAGACUGACUUCUAUCGACUACUGAAUGAAGCGAUUGCCACUAGGUACAGUGCCGCAUGUCGGAUGUUACAGAAGGAUACGCAGUGGGCCAUGUUCUUUGCUAGCAUUGUCUCCCGAGAUACUGCACUUGACCAGUUCAGAUGUACCGAACUCGUAACUUAUCGGGGUAUGCGUAUAACUGACACCGAUUUGUCCAAGUAUGAGGUAGGUGGGAAGAUCAUGAACAGAUCGUUUCUCUCAACAUCAACAGAUCGAAAUGUUGCUCUAAAAUUUCUUAAAAGUCCUACUAUCGAUGGCAAGCUCGAUGUUCUUUGUACUUAUACAAUAGUCGAUAGACGCGCUGCACUUGAUAUACACUCAGUAUCUGAAUUUCCCAAAGAACAAGAAGUGCUCAUUGUUCCUUGGAUGGCCUUUGUUGUGAAGCGAAAGGAGCUUAAACAUCCGAUAGAAAUCGAAUUGGAACAAUUGCCGAUGGAAGAAGACUUAGUAGAUUUAAAUACACACUUAUAG